Messenger RNA from Sorghum bicolor (sorghum), 5255 nucleotides. Its product is annotated as phosphatidate phosphatase PAH2. Bases 475 to 4788 code for a protein of 1437 amino acids. The record is from RefSeq and is a predicted model, not a curated record. NCBI's taxonomy places the organism in Eukaryota, Viridiplantae, Streptophyta, Magnoliopsida, Poales, Poaceae. Gene Ontology annotation, molecular function: phosphatidate phosphatase activity. The transcript has 12 exons.
AGUGCAGUGGCAUCGUUCGUCAUCACGAUAUCAAUUCCGGUGAGGGGGUGGAAUUAUCCCUUCCGGCAAUCUUCGAUCCCGGAAUAUGCCCCGUCUCCCUCCUCGCGUCGGUACGCUCCUCCUGCCGCCGCUGCCGCCUGGCUCGCACCGCCGAUUUGCCUCAGUCCAGAUCGUGCCUCCCUCUUCCUAGAUCGGGUCCGAAUUGGGCUACCGCGUGGCCGCCGCCCUGCGCCAGGUGCCAAGGCGUUCGCCGAUCUCUUCGCCGGCGAAGAGCGACCACCAGAAUUCUGGUGGUUCCCGUAGCUCGUGGAUGAGGAGGAGGAGGAGCUGGGCUGUGGUGAAAAGGAAAAGCUUUGAUUUCUUAGCCGCCCUGGACACCGCCGCCGCCGCAGCUGCUAAUGCCCUUGCUGGAGGGUGAAGGAUCCCAUGGUGGUUUGAUGGUCUGUGCUAUCGGGUCGUUGGUGGGCGCGCAAGAUGUAUGCCGUGGGGAAGGUGAGCAGCCUCAUCUCCCGCAGCGUGUACUCGGUCUCUGGCCCGUUCCACCCGUUCGGCGGCGCGGUCGACGUCGUCGUCGUGCAGCAGCAGGACGGCAGCUUCAAGAGCUCGCCGUGGUACGUGCGCUUUGGAAAGUUCCAGGGGGUUCUCAAGUCGAGGGAGAAGGUGGUCGACAUCUCCGUCAAUGGCGUCGAGGCGGGGUUCCACAUGUACCUCGACAGCAACGGUGAGGCCUACUUCCUCAGGAACGGGGACCCCAAUGGUGAGGAAGGGGAGUUCAUCGUCUCCCCCGCCUCGUCAGGAGAUGAGCGGGAGGUGCCGAUCCAGGAAGCACAGGCUCAGCUGAGGAAGUCGAAGAGCACUUCGUGUGAUAGCUCGACGAUGGAGGCUGACGUCGGUGAGGGCAAGAUUCUUGCGAGGACAACCUCGAGGCGGACCACCAUACUUGAAAGGAUGUUUGGUCGGAAAUCGGUUAAGAACAAUGCCCAUGCUGUGGAUAGGGUGAGCUCAUUGGAGCGAGCAGAGAUUGCUGCGGAACUCCUUGAUUCCAAGUGGUCAACAAAUCUCCCGCGGAGUUCAAAAACUAAUGGUUCAAAUGAUGAGCCUUCCAAGAGCAAUUUGGCAGAAGUUAGCAACAAUGAUCAGAUGGAAACCUCAAAACCUAUUGGUUCAAAUGAUGAACCUUCCAAGAGUAAUUUGGCAGAAGUUAGCAACAGUGAUCAGAUGGAAACCUCAAAUGGUUCAAAUGAUGAUCCUUCCAAGAGCAACUUGGCAGAAGUUAGCAAUAAUGAUCAGAUGGAAACCUCAAAACCUGUGUUUUCAGAACAUAGCUUGGAUCAUGGGAAAGAGAUGGACUCUAACUGCGACAAUGCUCCCUGCAAUUCAUGUAGCCCUCGUGGAGGAAGAAUCAGUUCAGCAGAUGAAACCGAUCAGUGUUUACAAGCCACUAUUGUGAAGAAAGAGGUGGUUGAGAUACACACGCGUGAGAGUAGCGACUUCACUGAUCAUAUCACUUCAACCACACAUCAACAUGGGUCAGAACCUUUGUCAAAUGAUCUGGGAACAGAUAAACUUACGCAUCAGUCUGUCGAUACUCAAGAUAAGUUGCUGCAUGAUGUUGAAGAUGUUGCUGGAAGGGAGACACAUACAGAGGAGGUUGAGAUACACACGCGUGAGAGUAGCGACUUCACUGACAAUAUCACUUCAAUCACACAUCAACAUGUGUCAGAAUCUUUGUCAAAUGAUCUGGGAACAGAUAAACUUCCACUCGAUACUCAAGAUGAGUUGCUGCAUGAUGUUGAAGAUGUUUCUGGAAGGGAGACCCAUACAGAGGAGGUUGAGAUACACACGUGUGAGAGUAGCGACUUCACUUCAGUCACAAAUCAACAUGGGUCAGAAUCUUUGUCAAAUGAUCUGGGAACAGAUCAGCUUACUCAUCAGUCUGGCGAUACUCAAGAUGAGUUGCUGCAUGAUGUUGAAGAUGUCGCUGGAAGGGGGACACAUACAGAGGAGGUUAUUUCCAAUGGCAUUUUUGAAAUCCAUGUUGUUGAGACAGACAUUACAAGUGGUAAGAGUGAGGUGGUUUCUGAGAUUGUUACUGUUGAUUCUGAUGGAGCUAACCAAAAUUUUACAGAUACAAAUUACCAAAAUUAUGGCACCACAGAUAUAUCAGCUGAAAGGCAUGAGGUUUCAUUGAUUCCUUCUGCACAGGAUACAGUUCAAGAGAAAAUAGUUAUCCUCAGUAGUUCUGAGACUGUGGAGGGUUCACUAGAUGCAGUUCAAGAGAAGCUAGUCAUUCUCAGCAGUUCUGAGACUGUGGAGAGCUCAUAUGCUGUGUCGUGUAUUGUGGAUGACACAGUUCAUGAUGCUUAUGAUAUUUCACAGGCUGACAGUGUACAACAUGAGGAGCACUCUGGUAUCUCUGAUGGGAGCACAGAAAAGCUAGUUUCUGAGGAAAGUUCUUUAGUAUACUGUGGUGCUCCCAGCAACAAAAAGGACUUGGUUAAUGUAUCUGUUCAAGAAUGUGAAGCUUUUAUCUUAGAAAAUCCUGCUCCCCAAAUCUUGGAAGAGAAUGGUCCAGAUAUGGAUGUAUCUACCGACAGUGUUUCCCUUUCCCAUGCAGAUGCAGCUCAUGAUUUAGCUUGUCAGCAUGUUUCUUCUAGUGUUGUAGAGACACCAAGUUAUGAGCCUGACAUUGGUCCUGAAGAUGUAACAAAGAACUCAAUUGUGGAAAAUGAAGCAUGCAGCAGGGAGCUUGUUGUUUCUGUUAUUCAGACCUCAAUGGGAGAUGGACUGACAGAAUGCAUUGCUCAGCCAGCUGUUUUUUCUAAUAAAAUAGAAGUAGAGGGCUCACCAACUGCUGUUGGAUUUUCCAGUUUGGUCAGUGUUGAAAUGCAAAACACAAAACUAGAAGAUGACACAAACAAAUCUAGUUCUGUGAUUGGAGAUGAAGUUGGUUUUGCAGCUGAGGCUACAGCUGAGCUUGAUGAAGAAGCAGAACCAGUUGUAUCAUUCUCUGAAUAUACAGAAGAAAUUCAGUUUCAAUUUAGUGAUACUGAAAAUUUUGUAGAUAGAAAGGCCACGGAUGACAUGGUGGCUAACAAAACAACUGGUGAAGUAGAACAUGACGAAUCUGAUUGUGACAUAGAGAAACGGGAAGGAGGUGAUGUAGGUCUUGCAAAUGACUUGGAGAACUGUUCUGAUUCAUUAAAGCCUGUGACUAGCCCUGUUUCUAUUCCUGCAAUUGACUUCCAGUCAGGAGAUAGUAACAUAGAGGCUAAAUCUCUACCAAAUCUCCGUUCUCAUAUACAUGAUCUUGAAAGGUCUGAUAGUUUUCAGCUAAGCCGCUCACUACAAUUACAUGCUGAAAAUAAUGGGGUUGACCCAGUCAAGAGCACAUCAAAUGCUGAAAAUGAUGGGGUUGACCCAGUCAAGAGCAUGAAUUCUGCUUUUCUUGAGCAGAAAUCAGAAGUUAUUGGUGAUUCAGAAGAAAAUAUCAGCCCACCUGAGGUUACCAGCAAUGUAGCACCUGAUGUCAAGCAUGCUGAUAACCUGAAAGUUGAUGCAUUCAUCCCUUUUGCAGAAUUAUCACUAUGCAGGCACCUGUUAUCUGAAGGCAUGGGGGAGGAUGCUGCUUGCAGUGCAUUUGAUUCUGAGAAGAUAACCUUAGAGAAGUUCCGUGACAUGAAGCAAUCGCUGAUGCGAAACAACAAACUAGUUGUUAGGAUUGCUGGCCGCUAUUUUCCCUGGGAUGCUGCUGCGCCUAUAGUGCUUGGUAUGAUUUCUUUCAGUGAGGAACAAGUUUUUGAACCCAAAGGAAUGAUAAAGGUGGAGCGAGUUGAGCAAAGUGAAGCUCCAGGUGGCAGCUGGAGAAUCUGGCCAUUUAGUUUUAGACGAACAAGGACUAUUAGUGCUAUCCAGCCAGUUUGUGAAAGUACUGUUGAGACUUCUGUAUCCACUCCUAAAGAAUCCACACCUGUUAAAGAACUAGAUAGAGAAAGGAAUAAAUCCAGGGUAAAGAGGAUUGAGAGGAAGGUGCGAUCACUCACUCCAACAUCUGAGGAGCUUGCAUCUCUUGAUCUCAGAGAGGGAAGGAACGUGGUAACAUUUACUUUCUCAACUGCAAUUGUUGGGAAACAGCAGGUUGAUUGCCACAUAUAUUUAUGGAAAUGGAAUACACGCAUUGUAAUAUCUGAUGUUGAUGGAACUAUCACCAAGUCUGAUGUUCUUGGGCAGUUCAUGCCACUAGUUGGAGUUGAUUGGUCCCAAAAUGGAGUUGCUCAUUUGUUUUCUGCAAUAAAGGAAAAUGGAUAUCAGCUUCUAUUUCUGAGUGCACGCGCUAUUUCACAAGCCCACAUUACAAGACAGUUUCUUUUCAACCUAAAGCAGGACGGCAAAGCACUUCCUGAUGGCCCUGUUGUUAUAUCUCCAGAUGGUCUCUUCCCGUCACUUUACAGAGAAGUCAUCAGAAGAGCUCCACAUGAAUUCAAGAUUUCAUGUUUAGAGGCUAUCAAAAAUUUAUUUCCACAUGACUCAAAUCCAUUUUAUGCUGGAUUUGGAAAUAGAGAUACAGAUGAGAUUAGCUACCUCAAGGUUGGUAUUCCUAUGGGCAAGAUCUUCAUAAUAAACCCCAAGGGUGAAGUUGCAGUGAAUCGACGGGUUGAUACAAAGUCAUACACAUCCUUGCAUGCUCUUGUCCAUGGGAUGUUCCCGCCAAUAUCGUCAUCGUCUGAGCAGGAGGACUACAAUGCUUGGAAUUACUGGAAGAUGCCACUGCCUGAUGUCGAUUUGUGAGGUACAAGUCAAGUCUGCACAACAAACAGCACUGCAGUAAUUUUUUGAUGCGCUGUAGUGAUCAUGAGAAGGCAGCCAUGGUGAAGGUAGCGCACCCUGAGGCCAAUUGUUGGUUGGCUACAUGUGGAUGCUCCUGAUACAAGCUCCUGCAAGAUUGAAAUUGUAUAUAUAGGAUCAUAAUAGAUGACUCACGGUCUGUAUGCUGAUGAGGCGGCAGGAGCAAUGUAGCUAUUUCUUGUGACUCCUGUUGUCGUUGUCGUUGUUGUCCUAGGACUGGAAAUCAUACCUCCAUGUCCUGUAAGUGAAGGUAUAUAAAUUACUGAAUGGAGGGAUCUGAUAGUGGAGUACAUGUUGCAAACCCCCCUGGCCCUUUUCGAUUCAUCCUUGAUGUAAUUGUGGUACUGAUGUAAUUUGUACAAGAGCAAUUUCAAUAAUGCAAUAGAAAGUCAGCUGUUCAUAUGCAGAUA